Molecule: messenger RNA, 2133 nt
Organism: Ipomoea nil (Japanese morning glory)
Lineage: Eukaryota; Viridiplantae; Streptophyta; Magnoliopsida; Solanales; Convolvulaceae
Product: squamosa promoter-binding-like protein 6
Exons: 4
Coding region: 325-1710 (461 amino acids)
Cellular component (GO): nucleus
Molecular function (GO): DNA binding
Source: RefSeq, a predicted model, not a curated record
UCAGUUUUCCAAGAAACCAGUCACGUACUGAUAGCUGCAGCAUAGCAGUAGCCGCCGUGAUUAGGCACACCAAAUAUCAGCCAUUCCAUCUUUACGCUUACUUGCUCCCUCCCUCCCUCUCUCCCUCUUUACUUUACUUUAUCAUUCACAAUAAACUUAAACUCCAUAACUCACCCGCCAGAUCACUGAAUUGAAAACCUUCAAUUCAAUUCGUUCAAACCAAAAAAAAAAAACUCUGAUAAUCGAUCUGUCUUUCUCCAUUGUUACGUUCCUCAGCUAGCUAGCUUUCCGGCGAUCGAGCUGAGAUCAGAUCAGAUUAUCGGAAUGGAUUUUAUGAGCUACGCUUUUGAAGGAAGCAGUGGCGGCGGUGUUGAAUUAGCAGCAGAAAAUGGAAGACUUGUUGUGAAUGAAAGGAACUUAAAGUCGUCAUUAUUUUCUCAUCAUCAGAUUGAUGACAAUGAAAGCCCUAAUCAUCAUGAAGCCGCGGAGUUUAUGGAAUUCUGUUUGCCGCCGCCGCCUGUUGUAUGUGUUGAUCCUGCAAUGGUGCUGUCGUCGUCGUCGUCUCAUCCGCCUGUAACGGCGGUUUUUGGCCGGAUUCCGGCGGCACCGGACAUGGAAGUUGAAGAACAAGCUUGCAAUUGGCUUCCCCGCUAUCACACAUCGUCGUUCAAUUUGAGAUCAGAACAAACCGAUGAUCAAUCCUUGUUUAAAGGAAAUUUUGAAUCUGCAGCGGCGGCUAUUCCGGUGAACAACAAGAGGUUAGUUGAUUGCCAGAAAGCGAUGAAGAGCGGUCAAAAUUCUUCAAAAGAAAAAUUAUUGGGGGAUUUAUCGUCAUCAAUGGAAGCUGCUACUGGAGAAGCUUCAUCGGCAACAUUAGUGAGAAGGGCGAGAAUCACAAAUAAUUUGAGCAGUUCCCUGCAACACCCUCCUAUCUGCCAAGUUCAUGGUUGUUUCAGAGACUUGAGCUCCUCAAAAGACUAUUACAGAAGGCAUCGAGUCUGUAAUGACCACUCCAAAACUACAAAAGUCAUUGUUGAUGGCAUUGAACAGCGGUUUUGCCAGCAAUGUAGCAGGUUUCAUUUGCUGUCAGAAUUUGAUGAUGAUAAACGAAGUUGUCGCAAGAGCCUUGCAGGCCACAAUGAACGCCGACGAAAGCCUCAAUUUGAUACUCACCAUGGUCCAAGGUUCUUUGAUAUGAUGACCACCUUGCAGACAGAGCCAUAUCUUUUACCAGAAUUACUUCCUGUCAAUUACUUUUGUCAAGACCUAGAGAACACUAGCAACUGCAGGUCCACCAAAAUGGAGGAGAAGCACAUCUCUUUCUCCAAGUUAGGAGUGCAAAAAAAGUCCAAAAAACUCCCAGAAAUCCCUGCCGCAGCUGCAAACAUUCUAACUUCCGAUUGGGAUCUCAGCAAUAAUAACCCUUCGGCGGCGGGCAUAACAACUCCUCUAAGGUGCUUCACAUCAAACCAGUUGUGCUCUGGAGUCCUUGAAAUGGAAGGCUAUGAUGCUGUUGAUGAUGGCAACAUGAUGAGCGUUUAUUAUGAAGCUGAAAUGGAUGAAAACUCUGAAUCUGCAGAAAAUGGUACGACCAUUGAUUUGGAGCAGUUGUCAACCCAUCUCCAAAGGGUGGAACACCAAAGAAAUUUAUCUGCUCCUCAAACCAAGGUGCAGGAGAGUAAUCUCUUCUACUGCUUUACUAGCGGGUAACGUAACCUACCUAUCAUGAUUUUGGAUUUGGAAUGUCUAUUUUUACUCUAAAAGCACACAUGCAUGUAUGUUUUGGUAUAGAUGAGCUCAACAUAUAUAACCCUUAUGUAUACCAGUUGGAAAAUUUACUAUGGCAUCAAACACUCAUCUAGCUAGAUGCCUAUACUAAGAGAAGAAAUUAAGGGCAUUAUACUAGUAGGCAUGAAUACAAGUUAGGUAAGUGUAUUCUUUGAUUUGUUGAUUCCUAUUAUAUUUUGUAUAUCAUCAUUUGAUCAUAUACAUAUACAAAGGAUAAAAUACAUACUAUGAAGUAUGGGCCGGGAUGUCAUGCUUUAUUUUGUAAUAAUUUGCAAAAUGUACCUUUGUCCAUGAGCAGCUUUAUGUGAAGAGUAUAUAUAUAUAUAUAUAUAUAUAUGGUAUCAU